Messenger RNA from Brugia pahangi, 270 nucleotides. Lineage: Eukaryota; Metazoa; Nematoda; Chromadorea; Rhabditida; Onchocercidae. The record is from the annotation of a GenBank genome assembly.
AUGCUAAUCAUCGAACGUUUCGAAAAGCGGAAAGUAUUACUUACUUCAAUGGCAGGUGUAAUUUUUGCGCUUAUUUGCAUGGGAUUUUCAUUUGGAUAUGUUAGCCGUGAUUCCAUAAUUACUCAACCUCUGAAUGCAACUCUUGAAGAUGUCAUUCCGGAUUUUAUUCCGUAUUUCAAGCAUUGUGCUCAGCUUGAAAACUGUAAUUUAUGUACAAAAGACGAACACUGCGGUUUUUGUAUGCCUAAUAAUUUUCCAACUUAUGGGUAA